Messenger RNA from Rhodotorula toruloides NP11, 903 nucleotides. Its product is annotated as mitochondrial ornithine transporter. The transcript is spliced from 10 exons. Gene Ontology annotation, biological process: mitochondrial L-ornithine transmembrane transport. Bases 1 to 903 code for a protein of 300 amino acids. Gene Ontology annotation, molecular function: L-ornithine transmembrane transporter activity. NCBI's taxonomy places the organism in Eukaryota, Fungi, Basidiomycota, Microbotryomycetes, Sporidiobolales, Sporidiobolaceae. The record is from RefSeq and is a predicted model, not a curated record.
AUGGACUCCAAGGAGCUGCCCACUCAACCUCCGCCUGCGACAAGGCCAGUCUCGACGGCGGCGUCGCUCAUCGCUGGCUCGGUGGGCGGCAUGGCUCAGGUCAUCUCUGGCAAUCCGCUCGACGUCCUGAAGACUCGCUCUCAGCUCGCUGCGCCCGGCCAGUUCAAGGGGACGCUCGACCUGGCGACGCAGACGUUCCGCAACGAGGGUAUCCUCGCAUUCUACAAGGGUGUCACGCCUCCUCUUAUUGGCAUUGCCGCCGUCAACUCGCUCCUCUUCGCCUCGAACACCGCCGCGCGCCGCCUCAUCUCGCCGUACCCCGACCGGCUGAGCAUUGGACAGGUCGCGACAGCUGGAGCGAUGGCGGGUGCGGUUCAGGCGGUAUUGGCGAGUCCCGUCGAGAUGUUCAAGGUCCGCUUGCAAGCGCAGUACGGACCGAACCCGAAGCGCUUGCGGGACAUCGUCGGCGAGAUGUACAGCAAGUACGGAUGGCGCCAGGGUAUCAUGAGGGGCUAUUGGAUCACCUUCGUUCGCGAGAUUCCUGCCUACGCAGGCUUCUACGCCGGCUACGAGUGGUCGAAGCGGGCGCUGCAGAAGAACCUGGGAACGGAUUCGCUUCCGGUGUGGGCGACGCUGUCGGCGGGAGGAGUCGGAGGCUUGGGGUACUGGACUGCUUGCUACCCGCUGGACGUGGUCAAGAGUCGAGUGCAGAACGCCGAGCUUCCGCCGCGCGGAGCGAACUACAUCGUCGAGACGUUCAGGACGAUGUAUCGGCAAGAGGGUCUCAGGGCCUUCACCGCUGGAUUGACGCCGGCUUACCUCAGGGCGGUGCCGGCCGCCGCCGCGACAUUCCUCGGUUUCGAGCUCACCAUGGAGCUUUUGCAGAAGCACACCUCGCUCUGA